GAUAUAAAAGUUUAAGGCAUUCAUAAUUUCUUCUUUAUUUGUUGUCCACAGGUGCUACCACUAGCAGCAGCGCGGUUUUCGGCUCUGGUGGUUAUUGUGAGGUUUUUUUUUUGUUUUUCCACACGCUGUUCAAAGCUGCUAAGGUAAUUUUAACCAAAUCUCGUGCCAAGAAAAGAACAUCGGUUUAGCGUUGAAUCGCGUAGUGCCUCCGGACAACAAAUAAAUCAACGAUGAAGCCUUCAACGACCGUUUGGAUCGGGUUGGUCAGCUUUCUGGCCGUCCUGACGGGAUCGGCUUUGGCGCAGCAGUUUGAAAGACCUCCGUACGUUCUUCCCUGCCGGCGAAGUGACCCAGAGAUCAACAAAUGCAUCAAAAACUCGUUCAAUUUCAUCCGGCCGUACAUCAAGGCCGGUCUGGCCGAACUCAAGACGCCACCAAUUGAGCCACUGCGAAUUCCAGAACUGGCCAUGGAAAAUAACGCCGGCGCAGUACGCAUCAAGGCCCUCUUCACCGACAUCGUGGCCCUCGGAGCCGGAAACUACACCAUCAAGGAUGUGCGCAGCGACAUCAAGAAGCUGAGAAUCGACAUGAGUCUGGGCAUUCCGCGGAUUGAGUCCCGGGGAAAGUACGAAGUCAUUGGAAACGUGCUGCUGUUGCCCGUUCGAUCGAACGGUGAAUUUUGGACCGAAUUCACCGACAUCAGUGCCAUUGCCAAGAUCUACGGUAAGCCAGUUGAGCGGGAUGGAGAAGUGUUCAUGUACAUCGAGAAGAUGCUGGUCGAUUUCACCAUGAAGAACGCCCGCUUCAAGGUUAAGGACAACGUCAAUACUCAAAAUGUGCUUGGUGAGGCUAUCAACCAGUUCCUGAACCAGAAUGCCAACGAGCUGAUCCAGGAGAUGAGACCGGCCUCGGCCCAGAGCAUAGGCAAACUGUUCCGCAAGUUCCUGAAUGAUGCCUUCAGCAAUCUGCCGAUGCGAUUGUGGCUGCUGGAUGAGUAAGACGAUGCUGCCUGCCCCUGCUGGACAUAUGAAUGGACACUUGGCGGAAGUAGUCCGAAAAAAAAUCAAAACAAAAACAAAACAUUGAAGAGAAUCGGGCGGAGAUAAGCUUAUCUCUCGUGUCUCGAGUGCGAAUGUGUGUAUGAUGGAGAGUCUUAGUAGCAAGAUAAGAGCACUUCUCCUUAUCCACUAAGUGAUAUGAUUUAGUGAGUAAGAUUAUCUAAUUGAUCGGCACCGAAAAAAGAUAGUAAGAAAAACAGUUUUAGACACUUGAAAUCGAAAUUUAUAACUAUAAAAACGAAAUCGAACUUGUUGUUUUUUUCGUUGUUAAUUUUUCGAGAACAAUUCAACCCGAUACAUGCUAUUAUUUAUUGAAAGUGUAGUUCUGUUUUGUAUCGUUGUUACACGCUAAACACUAUAGUUAGGUCGAAUUCGGUUCGUGCUUUUUUAAUCGGCCCAUCGUUCGACACUUUGGGCCGCGAAAAAACAGAAAGGUACAAAAACUUAAAUCACCCCCAUUAGAGUCUAAGUUAUGUAAGAUUGUAAAUAUGAUUGAACGUAAUUUGUAUAAUGAAACAAACCAUUGUCAAUAAAAUUUGUAAAAUAUUCCA
Messenger RNA from Uranotaenia lowii, 1609 nucleotides. Its product is annotated as circadian clock-controlled protein daywake-like. NCBI's taxonomy places the organism in Eukaryota, Metazoa, Arthropoda, Insecta, Diptera, Culicidae. The transcript has 5 exons. Bases 231 to 998 code for a protein of 255 amino acids. The record is from RefSeq and is a predicted model, not a curated record.